This is a messenger RNA of Plasmodium gonderi, 1422 nucleotides long. Its product is annotated as sphingomyelin synthase 1. The coding region runs from base 1 to 1422 and encodes 473 amino acids. Lineage: Eukaryota; Apicomplexa; Aconoidasida; Haemosporida; Plasmodiidae. The transcript is spliced from 4 exons. Gene Ontology annotation, biological process: ceramide biosynthetic process. The record is from RefSeq and is a predicted model, not a curated record. Gene Ontology annotation, cellular component: endoplasmic reticulum membrane; Golgi membrane. Gene Ontology annotation, molecular function: ceramide cholinephosphotransferase activity; sphingomyelin synthase activity.
AUGAUAGAAGGGAAAUUAAAUGCACACCCUCCGUCAGAUGGUAGUAGAAACCCUAAAUCACAUUAUAAAAAUGGAGGGAGAGUUCAAAAUAAAGAAAAGGAUGAAAAAAAAAAUUUAAUGAAAAAUGACAAUAUAAAUAUUUCUAUUGAUUUAAAAAAAAAAGCGAAUAUGGAAUGUAUUUACAACUACAAUUCAAAAUUUAGCGAUGAAAAACAUAGUGAUAAUAAUCAGACAGAUGCAUUUACUAAUAAAAAGGAAAGAAUAUUGAAUGAAACUCAGUUAGUGAAUUCAGGGGUACAAGAUGAUUUCAUUCUGGAAAACAUGGAAGAUUCUUGUGAUAAGGAAGAACACAACAUCAGGAUUAUGGAAGUGAAAAAUUGCAACGCAAAAAAAAAUAUACUAAAAAUUUUAUACAUUCGAUUACUAUACGCCAUAAUAUUUAUAAUAUUGAGUAUACUUAUUCAGUGUUAUUUUAUCAUACUAAGUGAUACAUAUUACAACAUGGGAGACGAACCCCUAAAAGAUAGAAUUCAUGAAAUGUACAAAGAAGCACCAUUAUUUAUGAAUGCGGAAUUUAUAAACGGAAAUAUUUUAUUUUUUUUAAUUAUCACCUUGUUAAGAUUUGGAUUUUUUUCUCCAUUUAUACUCGCAAUAAGCAUGUUUAUUAGACUAACAUUAAUGUUAUCCUUUAUUUAUUUUAUAAGAUCAAUAUUUAUAUAUGUUACUACGAUACCUUGUCCCAUAGCUACAUGUCAACCAUUGAGAAAUAAAAAUAUUCUUGAAAAUUUAUAUUCAGCAUAUCUUAUUAUUACCGCACAAGUAUAUGAAUGUACAGAUUUGAUUAUCUCUGGACAUACAGCUUUUACCACCGUUUUAAAAUUAUUUUGGAUGUUUUAUGAAAAGAAACUUUUCAUAAAGACAAUCUUAUUUUUUUAUUGUUUAUUUAUUUAUGCUAUGAUAGUAAUUUCAAAAUUUCACUACACAGUUGAUGUUCUCAUGGGGUACGUUUUUGGAUCCACCGUUUUUAUAUUCUAUCACACCCUUUUGGAAAUUGCAGCCAAGCGAUAUGCCAGACAUAGGUCCUUUUCCAUCAGAAGUUCUAAUUACGCAUCUUCUUUUGUAGAGAGAUGUUCAUUGUUCAAUUGUUUCAUUCGCGUAAUAGGAUAUCUUGAAGGAUUAGACCACAGGCUGAACAUGGCAAUUUCUUUUAACAAGGAAUGGGAAUGUUUCUGCUCAUGUAAGCCAGUCAAUGCUCAAGGUCUCAUAGUAAAAAAGACAACUGUUGUUAACAACGAAGAAUAUUUCGAUUUUAGUGAUCAUUUUUAUCAUUCUUAUGCCGGAAGCGGAACCUUUGAUUCAUCAACCGUUAAGAAUAUACUAAACGAAAUUAAGUACCUCUGUGGAAUCAGAAAAAAGAAUUAA